AGCAGUUUUUAAUUAUUACUUUGAGGUACAUGUCUAAAGGGCAAGUUUUAUGUUAAAUGUUAGUCAGGCAAAAAUGAAAAAUGUGUAAAAAUAUCAGAUUAGAUACGUUAUUGUGUCAAAUCAGCUGUUAGUUGGCUAGCAUUUGUUUUCAGGUGGGAGGAUCCACGUGCGUCGCUAUCGCGUAUCUUUGUCUAAUCAGUGUGGAGUUUGAGACAGCGCUAGGUGGGAAGGUCUUAGCGCACUGCGCAAAGCAACAUGUGGUAUUUUUUUCUGUCAUAUUGAUCUGUCAAGUGCUGCGGGUUUUUUAAUUGUUGUCGACACCACGACACCGUCAACUAGUCGGUAUUUUGGCUAAUUUAUAGUAAAGUCUUCAGGUGUCUUAGUGUGACACUCAUCGUGGAGGUGCAAAAUCGCAAUUGCGCGUUGUGUGUGUCCUUAUAGCGCAGAAUUAGGAGCGUGUGGUCGUAGCUCCGCUCUCCCGAUAUUGACUUUUCACGAGGAUCCCGUGGGUCGGUGAGAACCGCGACUGCAGGAUAACGUGGACACGCUCGACACGCUUAUCUUGCUGGAGUUCCAGGCACAAAGCGCAUUGCCAAAGGUCCGUACCUCGCGGAGCGGUUCGUGCAAGAGUCCGUCGAUAGUCGAUACUUUUGCUGCAGAAUGGUGUGAUCCUCUCUGCAGACGGCGCGAUCUCACUAGGACACUGCAUCCAUUCCCCGGAGCCAUGAAACGCGACAAGGAUCCAGACCGACGAGACGUCAUGAAGAAGUUCACGUUCAAAGGCGUUCUGGAGAACUUCCGCACUUCUGUGGCGCAGCAAGUCAAGCCCGACCAGGAAAUCCAAGAGACUCUGCGGCCAGAAAACUUCCAAGUCAAGAGGACGUUUCGCCAUGGCUUCCCUUUCCAACCAACGGCGAUGGCUUACGACCCUGUGCAGCGAUUACUAGCUAUCGGUUCAAAAUGUGGCUCCCUCAGGAUACUCGGCCAACCAGGCGUCGACAUUCACGUCCGACACGACAUCGAUGGUUCUCCAGGGUCUUCAGCCGUCCUUCAUUUACAGUUUCUUGUUAAUGAAGGAGCUUUAGUUUCCGCAACAGCAGACGAUUCUCUACACCUCUGGAAUUUCAGGCAGAAAGUUCCGCAGAUUGUUCAGAGCCUCAAGUUUCAAAAGGAAAAGAUUACCUGCAUGCAUCUGCCAUUACAAUCUAAAUGGCUUUACGUGGGAACUGAACGCGGUAAUGUCCAUGUGGUCCACAUAGAAAGCUUCGUUUUGUCGGGAUACAUCAUUAACUGGAACAAAGCGAUAGAAGUUUCUCGAAAGACUCAUCCCGGCGCUCUAGUCCAUUUAAGUGAUAACCCUUUAGAUGCUAGUAAGUUAUUGGUAGGUUAUGAAAGCGGUCAGAUUGUUCUUUGGGACUUGAGGAAUAAAGCGGCUGAAAUGAGAUGGCAAACUUCCGAAUUAAAAAGUGUAGCGUGGCACCAUGAAGGCAAACAGUUCAUGUGUUCGCAUGCCGAUGGAACAUUAACAACGUGGAGUAUUAAAGAUAGAACGAAAUAUCUUUGUAUAUCGCAGCCUCAUGCGAAAGUUAACAAAGAUGGCAAGGCGGAACAAUGUAAACCCAUAAAUAAGGUUGAAUGGAAGUCAUCAAGGACGGGAGAAGCAUAUGUGAUAUUUUCGGGUGGAAUGCCCUACGACCAAGCCGGCAGGACACCUAGCAUAACUGUUGUACAUAAUAAAACUACUACUGUAUUAGAAAUGGAGAGUAAUGUUAUUGAUUUUAUUACUUUGUGCGAAUCUUUCUAUAGUAAUGAACUGCAGGAACCUUACGCAAUAAUAGCUUUACUACAGAACGACUUAGUGGUGAUGGAUUUACAGACGGCUGGAUUUCCUUGUUUAGAGAAUCCGUAUCCCAUGGAUAUUCAUGAAUCUCCCGUGACGUGUUGCAGUUACUUAGCGGAUUGUCCUGCCGAUUUAAUCCCGGCGUUUUACUCAGUAGGCAGGGCGAGCGGUAGUAAAAGACAAGGUUUCUCCGAGAUGGACUGGCCGAUUAGCGGCGGUUCGUGGUCGGCGCAGUCUUGCAGCUACAGCGAAAUUAUCCUCACAGGGCACGCCGACGGCAGCAUAAAGUUUUGGGAUGCCAGCGCCGGCACGCUUCAGGUCUUGUACAAGUUGAAAACGGCGAAAAUUUUCGAGAAACAAAGAGCGAGAUCGUUGGAUAAAGAGGAGGAUCCUUUUGCUAUUGAAAUUAUUUCGUUGUGUCCCGAAUCGAGGAAGCUUUGUGUCGCUGGGGCGUCUAGUCACGUGAUUUUGUUCACGUAUAAGAAGUCGGAGAGUAACGACGAAGUUACUGUAUUGGAGAUUCCUAUAGUUUACGAAGUUCCUGAGGAAGGGGAGAUUUCGCCGGAUUGCCAAUUUUCCGGACCCGGAUCGGCGGGAUCGGAUAUGUUGGAUUUCGACAAUAAAAAAGAUACACCGACGCUUAAGGUUCGUGCUGGUAUCCAAAAGAAACUUCCCGGUUUUCAAGCACAAUUAGUUUGUUUAACUCCUUGGAACAAUGGAGAACCUCCGAGCCAUAUUACUGCUCUUACUAUAAAUAGUUCAUACGGACUGAUGGCUUAUGGUAACGAAGCGGGAAUUGUGAUAAUAGAUAUAGAACAGAAAGUUUGCCUUUUAAACGUCGGCAGUCCCGACCUGUACGGCGCCCAAGAUCCAUAUUCCAGAGUCCCCAGGAGUCCGAAAAGAGGAGGAAUCGCCAGCGAUAUCCUACCGGUAAACAUGGACGAAAGACAACCUCGUAGCCCUAGCAUAGACCAGAUGGGAAGAUCCCCGGAAAGUCCCUAUUCCUUGUGCCCCUGCCCCACCCCUGUCGAACACGCUUCCGAAGCCGUGGAGGAGGAAAAAGCCGUCCCCAUCCCUCAAGCCGCCACGCGCCGAAAAUCCUCCACAUGGAAAGGUUUUAAUCUUAAGAGACAACUAUCAAAAGUCGAUAUUAAGAUCAAGAAUCCGUUGAAAGAGAAAAGGAAUUCGAUUUUUUAUUCAGACGUUUCGCCCGAACCAGACAAUCUAGACGAUAUCAAAUCGUCGCCGGAGUCCGAUGAAAAUACAGUCAUUGACAAUCAAAGCGUUAUCGAUUUGACGUUGUUAAAUCUUAGUAAAGAGGACCAAAAAGAAGUAUACGAGGAAUUUCCAGCUGAAAUACAGUUUUCGCCGGGGGAGGACAGUGAUACACCUUUUCUGGUGGGUUCGGUUGGGACUCAGUACGAAAUCGGGAAUAGCAGAAAAGUCGGGUUUGCUAUGAGGCCUGAUAAUUUGGAAUUGGUGGAUGAAGAUGGAUGUCCCGUGAGACCACCUCGGCACGUAAAGAAAAAGAUUCCUGAUAAGAGAGACCAAAGACUGUUAUCUGUACCAAAUAUCAAAUUUCAGAAACCAGAGGUUCAGUCUCUCAAAGAUCUAAGAGACAGGGAGGAGAGUGUUGUCAGCCCGCAGCCGUCGUUUACCGGAAGUCUGAUGAGACGUUUCAGCCGCGUAGACAAGCUGGAUAGUUCGUUUUCAAGAUCAAGAUCAAGUUCAAUGAGCUCUCUAGAAAACAUCACUUCUGAAGCAAUACAAUGUCUGAUUUUUGCUGACUCUUUCGCGAAAAAAACAGAACCCACAUUGCUUAUACCAACUUUAUGGGUCGGCACAAGUCUAGGAUCAGUGCUUACCAUCUUGAUAACUCCACCAGAUCCGGAUAGUAGAUCGUCGCAACCUGUCGUCGUAUCACUCGUUGGUGUUACGAUUUUUCGGCUGAAAGGCGCAAUAUUGUCCAUGUCGUUUCUCGACUGUAAUGGUUCUCUCAUACCAAAUGCCUACGAGUCUUGGAGGGACGACAACAGGGACAAACGAGAGAAAACCCCAACCAAAUGCCAGAAUCGUAUGAGCCCGACAUUGAGUGAUGUGCAAAACAGAGGCGACUCGUUCAGUGACAGACAGUACGUUGUGAUAGUGAGCGAAAAGCAAGCACGAGUCGUAGCUUUGCCGUCACAGACAUGUAUAUAUCGCCAGCAAUUGACUGAUGCCGAUUUUGUCGUAAAAGCUGAAGUAAUUUCGUUAAGAGAUAGUGUUUGCUUGUUGGGUUACAUUUCUAACGGCCACCUCGUAGCUUACAGUCUGCCAAGUUUGCGACCUUUGAUUGAUAUAGAUUUUCUGCCUUUAUCCGAACUUAGUUUCCAGACACAAUCUAACAAAGGCAUUGUAGACCCAAUGUUAUCCAUUUGGGGACAACAACUCAUUGUUAACGAGGAUACUGACCAAAUCACUCGAACAUUCUGCUUCAGUAACAGAGGACAUGGUUUGUACUUAGCAUCACCGUCUGAAAUACAAAAAUUCACACUUUGUACAGAAUUUUGCUCAAACUUAUCUGAAAUGAUGGGUGAGCUAUUUUUGCCACUAGAUAUGCCCGAGCCCCCGAAAGAAGGUUUCUUCAAGGGUCUUUUCGGAGGUGGAAUUCGAAGUUUAGACCGAGAAGAAUUAUUUGGAGAAUCAAGCGGUAAGGCGAACAAAUCUAUCGCCAAGCACAUCCCAGGCAGUAUCCAAGAAAUGGGUGCCCGUGUGUCGUGUGCGAGCGGCGAAGUCAACAGAGCACAUAAACUGAUGGUUGAAAGAGGGGAAAAACUGGGCCAGCUUGAGGACAAAGCCGAAAAAAUGCGAGCCGAAGCGGAAAACUACCAAGCGACAGCCCAUGAUCUCAUGCUCAAGUACAAAGACAAGAAAUGGUACCAAUUGUGAAGUGUUUACAUGUUUAUUGUACAGUUUUCCGUUCUAGACUAGUCCUAUAGUCAAUAGAUGAGGCAGAAGGUGACAAUUAAUCAAACACAGGAUUGUAAAGGCGUGAAUUAUGAAAUUUGGGUCAUUGAUUGAUUGUCACUAUCUGUCGCAAGACGUGCUAUAAAUUCUUAAACUUAACGCGAAUUGUGAUAUUCUAUUCUGCCUGAGGAUAGAUUUAACUUGUAUUAUCAUUUAAUACUGUUUAAAAAGAGCACAUGGUUUUCGCACCCAGGAUAUAAUUCAUAAAAUUGUAUGUAACUUGGAAAUGUGUUAUUGUAGAUUUUUAAUGAAAGUGUAGCAAAUUUGUACCUUUGCUACUUUAUUAUAUUUUAAGAACAUUUUAAAAGGCUUAGGCACAGAAAUGCAUCAGUUUUGCAGGAAUUGUUCAGUAUAUUGUUUCAAAGAAACUCUGGUUCUAACAUUGUUGUUUCUUUUAGCAAACACUAGUGCCAUAAUCUAUUACAAGAGUACUUUUGAGAACAACUGUGGUAUAAUGUGGAAAUAAUUAAUUGGUGUUUAAUUGUUUUUUACAUUUGAAUUUUAUCAUUUAAAUAUCAUUCAAUAUGGCUGCCACAUUGGAUAACACCGUAUUAUUAUUGAUUUAAGGAUCGAAAAAAUGCAGAUUCUUACAACAAAUCACAUAUCUAUGACCGUAGAAGCAGACAAAAAUAUUUUUGGAAACUUAUUUAGGUGUUAGGAUUAAGCGUUACAAAUUUUUAUUUUUUUUUUGUGGCAGCUUUAAUGAUUGUGGCCUGCCUAAAGCUGCUGCAUUUCUUGGUAGUUAAGCCUCGUUUAAAUAAAUCUAAGUCAUAUAUAUUCAGACCUUGUAGAAUAGACUUUGAACAGACUAUAUGAUUACCUGCUUUAGUUUAUUCUUUUCUACGUUUAUAUUAUUUUUUAUUUGAUAAUUUUACUAGUCAGUUAUCUCGCUGCAAUUUAUUGAAACACUUGUAUAUAGUAACAUCCUAGAUUUAGACGCAAGUAGUCAAUGUAAAUAUGUAUACCUACCGAAAUUGUUUCUUUUACCUGUUAAAAAAAUGUUAGGUAUUUGGAAGACAAUAAGCUGUACGUUUCCUUGUCUUUUUCAUUGAUCCUUAGUUUCUUUAAAUCGUUUCAAUUGGUGUCAACACUUGUCGUUUGGUAAAUUUUUAUUAUUUUCUAUUAGGCUGAACGACAAGUGUUGAUACUAAUUUGACUAUGUGCUUCUUACCUUUUGUAAAUUAUUUCAUGUCUUCCCACUUCUCCAUUUAAUAAUGAUAAUGCCAAAUGUACCUAUAAUCUCACAAAAUCAAAUAAGAGAUGUGACAUAUAUGUUUGUAGAUGGUAGAAUGGUCGUUGCCAUAGAACAUUCGGUUAGUGAAAAAAACUUGUACUAACUUCUGUAUUUUGUACAGAUUGCGCUGGGUCCCGAUUGGGCAUCCAGAGUUUCGGGAAAACUUUUAUAUCACUGAAAAUUAUUUUCACAAGUCCAGGCCCAUCUCAAUCUGCUAUGUAGCUAGUAUCGUUUUUAUUUAAGCAAAAAACACGCUAGAUUAGGCGAACUUGUUUCCAUUUCUAUAUAUUUUAUUUGAUGUUAUCGGUUAUUCAUAUUCUAUUUGGAACGGGAACAAUUGUUAUUUCACGCCACCUUGUCGGCACAAUGAUGGAGCGUAUCGGAAGAAAUGAUUCUUCAAUUUCAAUCUCUUCAUUUCCAUUCCAUUAGAUUUAUUCUAAAUUGUUAUAACGCUAUUAGUGACACAAGAAAUUAUAUUAUUGUUCUAUAAAUAAAGGAAGGUUUGUUUUUAAAA
Molecule: messenger RNA, 6594 nt
Organism: Tribolium madens (black flour beetle)
Lineage: Eukaryota; Metazoa; Arthropoda; Insecta; Coleoptera; Tenebrionidae
Gene: Tomosyn
Product: syntaxin-binding protein 5
Exons: 22
Coding region: 725-4768 (1347 amino acids)
Biological process (GO): regulation of exocytosis; regulation of protein secretion
Cellular component (GO): SNARE complex; plasma membrane; cytoplasm
Molecular function (GO): GTPase activator activity; myosin II binding; syntaxin binding
Source: RefSeq, a predicted model, not a curated record